GCAAACAAAAACAUCAACGGCUCAAAACGAGUCGCCUCCCAUUUCCAACAAAACCCUGCGGCAGUGGCACCCAAAACCAAACAGACUACAGACCUUCACAGGGUCCGUACACUAUAAUUUCUAGGGUUUCUUAGAGAUCGCCGAUUCAAGAUGUACCGUGCAGCGGCUUCUCGCCUCCGGGCUCUCAAGGGUUUGACAUGCCAUAGAGUACCUGCAAGGUUUUCAACUUCUGUUGCUGCUGCUACAACAUCAUCCUCUUCAGGUGGCCUCCUUGGUUGGUUCACUGGGGGUCAGUCCAACUCCAUACCAUCACUAGAUUUUCCUCUACCAGGUGUAGCUCUACCAUCUUCAUUGCCUGACUAUGUUGAACCUGGUAAAACUAAGAUUACAACUCUUCCAAAUGGCCUGAAAGUUGCUUCAGAAACCUCAGCGAAUCCUGCAGCAUCAAUAGGAUUAUAUGUUGACUGUGGUUCAAUCUAUGAGUCACCUGCCUCAUUUGGGGUCUCACACCUGCUUGAGCGUAUGGCCUUCAAGAGCACAACAAACCGCAGCCAUUUGCGGAUUGUUCGGGAAGUAGAGGCAAUUGGUGGCAAUGUACAAGCUGCAGUUUCUCGGGAGCAGAUUGGAUAUACCUUUGAUGCUUUGAAGACUUAUGUUCCUGAAAUGGUAGAGCUGCUUAUUGACUGUGUGAGAAACCCAGCUUUCUUGGAUUGGGAGGUGAAUGAACAGCUUCAAAAAAUGAAAGAGGAAAUUGCUGAAGCUGCAAAGAAUCCUCAGGGCUUGCUCUUAGAGGCCAUUCACUCAGCUGGUUAUUCUGGUGCAUUGGCGAAUUCUCUUUUAGCCCCUGAGUCUGCUGUAAAUACAUUGAAUGGUACAGUUUUGGAGGAUUUUAUCCUGGAAAACUUUACCGCUUCUCGGAUGGUACUUGCAGCAUCUGGUGUUGAAAACGAGGAACUGUUAUCUGUUGCCGAGCCACUUUUAUCAGAUCUUUCCAAUGUUCCUCGUCCUCAGGAGCCAAAAUCUGUGUACACCGGCGGUGAUUAUCGCUGUCAGGCUGAUUUAGGGGAUCAAACACAUUUUGCUCUUGCAUUUGAACUUCCUGGUGGUUGGCACAAGGAGAAGGAAGCUAUAAUUUUGACUGUUCUUCAGAUUUUAAUGGGAGGGGGUGGAUCAUUUUCAGCUGGUGGCCCUGGGAAAGGAAUGUAUUCAAGACUAUAUGUCCGUGUGUUGAAUGAGUAUCCACAAGUUUAUUCAUUUUCAGCAUUCAACAGCAUUUACAAUCAUACUGGCAUAUUUGGAAUACAAGCUACCACUGGUUCUGAUUUUGCACCAACUGCCAUUGAUGUAGCUGUCAAGGAGCUUAUUGCUGUUGCAACACCUGGACAAGUUGACCAAAUACAACUAGACCGUGCUAAACAGUCAACCAAGUCUGCAAUUUUGAUGAAUUUGGAAUCUAGAAUGGUUGCUUCAGAAGAUAUUGGGAAACAAGUCUUGACAUAUGGUGAGAGGAAACCUGUGGAGUAUUUCUUGAAGGUUGUUGAUGAGAUUACACUGAAGGAUAUUUCUUCGAUAGCUCAAAAGCUUCUAUCGUCUCCUCUCACAAUGGCAUCAUAUGGAAAUGUUAUUAAUGUCCCAAGCUACGAUUCAGUUAGCCGCAAAUUCAAGUGAAAAAUGAAAUUGCUUUCCUGUGUCAAACUUGACAUGUAUCCGACCUUGUUUUACAGUGUUAUGCAUCCGAAUACCUUCGACUUCUUUUGCAACAAGGUGCACCCAUUUUUAACAAUAAAAUUGUUCCUCAGCAAACAAUCGAUUAGUGAAAUAGCUUCUGCAGACAAUGGGAUACUUGUAUGUUUUCUGCUGAAUUCCAUGAUUUUGGUCAUGGUUGGGGAAAAGUGUCUCCAAACUUUUUAUUUUUUUCACGUCUGUUUUAAAAAUUACCCAAAGCAAAUUCAAGAAUUAUUUUUUUACUCCGAGCAUACAUUUCGACUUGAAAUUUUUUGGUGUAUAUGUUAAGAACAUUGCCCUUUAUGGCACAAUUUUCAGGUUUUAUUUUGCACAA
This is a messenger RNA of Gossypium raimondii (Peruvian cotton), 2059 nucleotides long. RefSeq names its product mitochondrial-processing peptidase subunit alpha. The record is from RefSeq and is a predicted model, not a curated record. Lineage: Eukaryota; Viridiplantae; Streptophyta; Magnoliopsida; Malvales; Malvaceae. Bases 151 to 1668 code for a protein of 505 amino acids. Gene Ontology annotation, cellular component: mitochondrion. The transcript is spliced from 13 exons. Gene Ontology annotation, biological process: proteolysis. Gene Ontology annotation, molecular function: metalloendopeptidase activity; metal ion binding.